This is a messenger RNA of Engraulis encrasicolus (European anchovy), 3975 nucleotides long. RefSeq names its product tripartite motif-containing protein 16-like protein. The transcript is spliced from 6 exons. The coding region runs from base 37 to 1674 and encodes 545 amino acids. The record is from RefSeq and is a predicted model, not a curated record. Gene Ontology annotation, molecular function: protein binding; zinc ion binding. Lineage: Eukaryota; Metazoa; Chordata; Actinopteri; Clupeiformes; Engraulidae.
AGGCGGCUGUUGUACUUAUUGCCAAUUACUGAAGAAAUGGCUCAAGCGAUGGCAGAUAACCAGGACAUUUUCAUGUGUCCUAUUUGUUUGGACCUUCUCAAAGAUCCGGUGACUCUUAGCUGUGGACAUAAUUACUGUUUGCGCUGUAUUGAUGACUUCUGGGAUGAGGAAGAUGUGAAGGGCGUCUACAGCUGUCCCCAAUGUCGAAAGGCUUUCGAGAAAAGACCUGUUUUAAACAAGAACCUUAUUCUUGCUGAGCUUAUGGAACAAUUGAGAAAGACUGUAGUGCCAAGCGCACCUCCUUUGGAAUGUCCAGCAGCUGGGCCUGGAGAUGUCGCGUGCGAUGUCUGCUCUGGAAGGAAAUAUCAAGCUGUCAAGUCUUGCCUGGAGUGUCUGAUGUCGUACUGUGACACUCAUUUACAAGCGCACAACGAACUUGUUGGUAGAAACCACAACAUUAUCGAAGCCACGGAACAUCUGAAGGAGAUGAUUUGCCCCACCCAUAAGAAAAUCAUUGAAAUAUUCUGUCGCACUGACGGGAGUUGCAUCUGUUAUCUCUGUGGGGUGGACGCACACAAAGACCACGACACGGUCACGGCUAUGACAGAGUGUGAUAAUUUAAAGAAGGAGGUGGGGCAGAGCAGGAAGAAAUGGCAGCAGAGGAUCUGGGAGAAGGAGAGAGAACUGUGGGAGAUCAGGAAAUCUGUGGAGGCUCUCAAGUUUUGUGCACAGGCUGCUGUGGAGGACAGCGUGAAGAUGUUCGAUGAGAUGAUUCAGCCCAUUGAGAGACGGCGCAACGAGGUGAUCGAGCAGAUCAGGGCUGAGGAGGAGCAGAAGAUAGGCCCAGCGCAAAGACACAUGGAGGAACUGGAGAAGGAGCUCGCCACGUUAAAGAAGACUGAAGCUGAGAUAAAGCAGCUUACACAGACACAGAAUGCCAUCCAUUUCAUCAAGAAUUUCGGCCCAUCCCAGGAUCCUCCUGAGUCCAAGGUGCCUAGCAUGAAGCUCAGUGAAAGCCUCUCUUUUCACACCGUGAUGGAUAGUGUCUCCUUGCUGAGGGAUCAUUUGGUGACGAUCUUCAAGAAACCUGCAAUACUUUCAGAAAUGCGGUACCUUAUUGCAGAGCCAGUGACCAGAGAGGACUUCUUACAGUAUACCCGUCACUUCACAAUGGAUCCGAACACAGCAUUCCCACAACUCCACCUGUCUUAUGGCAACAGGAGGGUGGACAGGAAACGCAAGAACCACAAAUAUCCUGACCAUCCAGACCGAUUUGAUGGGUGGGGCCAGGUGCUGUGUAGAGAGGGUGUGACUGGUCGCAGCUACUGGGAGAUUCAGAAGCGUGGGACGGUGUACAUAGCAGUGGCAUAUAAAAGCAUUAGCAGGAAAGGACAUGGUGGGGAGUGUGAGUUUGGAAGCAAUGAGCAGUCCUGGAGUUUUGGAAUAUCCAAAUACGAAUGCUCUUUUACACACAAUAAGGAAAUAACUAAACUUAACAUGGCAAACCGCUCCAAAAUAGGAGUGUAUGUUGAUCACAGGGCCGGAACUCUGGCUUUCUACAGCAUUGGGGAUGAUAAUUCAAUGACUCUUCUGCACAGCAUCCAAACUAAAUUCACAGACACGCUAUAUGCUGGGUUUUGGUUAGAUACUGGUUCAGCAGUGGGGAUUCUGUGAGUUUGGUUAGAUACUGGUUCAGCAGUGGGGAUUCUAUGAGGACUGUAAAUGGCUGCAUUUAUGGGUCAUUCACCGCAUUUACUCCUUUCUUUGGAUUGACAAAUAUACAUUUAUCAUGGCACAAUCCAAAUUUUGCUUAAAGGAGUCUUGUACUUCUGCCUCUCCAACUCCAGAGAUGGUUAUCUCAUUGGACGCAGAACGAGCAUUUGACCACGUCGAAUUUAAGUACUGAUUUUCUGUAUUGCAAGUUUGGGUUUGGAACUAAAUGUAUUUCUUGGAUUCGUCUUCUGUACUCUGCCAUAUCUCUUCCCUUCCCAUUAACACGUGGAACUCGCCAGGCGUGUCCCUUGUCACCAUUAUUAUUUGCAAUAGCCGUAGAACCCCUUUCUAUAGCCUUGAAAACUUCCCCAUAUUUCUCUGGUAUAAUUAGAGGAGGCCUUGAACAUAGAGUGUCAUUUAUUGUUAUAUAUACAUGACCCUUUAAAUUGUAUUGAUAAAAUUGUGUAUUUACUUAAGGUAUUUGGAACUUUUUCAGGAUACAAAUUGAACAUUACCAAGAGUUUUCCUGUCAAUCAGUCUGCUAAAUUAAUCCCUUCAGGUACACUGCGCUCUCAGUUUCCCCCAGUGGCUUUAAAUAUUUAGGUGUUAAUAUCUUCCAUUCACUUAGCUCUCUUCAUAAAAACCAUUUCAUGAGACUCUUUGAGAGUAGGCUAUAAGAACAGACCCUCAGAGAUGGCAUGCCUACCUAUCUCACUUCUUGGCCGGAUUGAGACAAUCAAAAUGAACAAAUUACCCCGUUUCUUAUUUCUGUUUCAGACACUCCCUCUUUUUCUACCCAAAUCUUUUUUUUUAAUCUUUGGAUACCAUUAUAUCCUCUUUUAUUUGGACUGGCAAGAUUCCCAGGAUUCAGAAAAGAAUGUUGGAGAGACCCAAGCUGGUAGGGGGUUUUGCUCUACGAAAUAUGUUGUUAUACUACUGGGCAGCCAACAUUCAAAUACUUAAAAAAUGGUAUCAUCCCCCAGACAUUAACUGGUGUGUAAUUGAAGUUAACUCUUGCAUUACAUCCUCACUUCCUGCCUUAUUUUUUGCUCCUUUCUCUUCAUGCCCUUCUCAACACACUAAUUAAUCAUGUGCUACUUUCUUCCUUAAAAAUAUGGAAGCAGCUUAGGCUUCACUUGGUCUCUAUCUGUUUUCCUUCCAAUCUGCAACAAUAACUUAUUUGUACCUUCCAGUAUAGAUCAGACCUUUAUGCGGUGGAGAAAUGUGGGCUUGGUCUCCUUCAAUGACCUUUAUUCAGGUAACUCUUUUGUUAGCUUUCCGGACCUGGUCAAAAAAUGUGGUAUUUCACAUCCUGGUCUUUUCCGAUAUUUUCAUUUUAAGAAACUUCUGUAAAGCUCAGUUCACUUCCUUCCCAACAUUGCCAGAAAGAACUUUGAUAGUAGACAUUAUGAUCUCCUCAGUUUUUAAUAGUCGCACAUCAAUACAUAAUCUCCUCUCAUCCCAGUUGUCUCCCUUUCUGGGACUUGAAGAUACUUGGGAAAGGGAACUUGGUCUUCCAUUAGACAAAUUCUGGUGGACAGAUGUUUUGGCCAGGAUUAACACCACAUGCAUAUGUGCACAAAUGAGUCUUAUUCAGUUCGAAGUUGUUUUCAGACUUCACUAUACCAGGGCCAGGCUGAAAAAACUGUUCCCUGAUGCAGAUGACCAUCAGGUGUUCUCACUCUCCAGGAGACCAUACACAUACUCUCUUCACCUGUCACAAACUACAUGCUUUCUGCUCAUCUUUCUUCCCCACUCUUUAUCUGAAGGCCUGAAUAUUCAAGUCUCCCCUUGCCCUUUAAUUGUAAUUUUUGGUGUGUCCCUUGUCUUAGGGAAAUUUAACAGUUACCAAGUUGUACCAAGAUGUUAUUGCAUUUGCUGCACUGAUAGCCAAACGCCAAAUACUUCUUCACUGGAAGAGCCCUAAACCACCUGGCUCCUGUUCCUGGUUUAGAGAGCUUUUGUCUUUCCUACAGUUGGAGAAAAUUAAACAUACAGUUAGAGGAUCCUUGAAAACAUUCUUUCCUAUGAUCCACAAAAUAUUAGGCCUAACCAACAAUCCGACAAUGAAGAUUAGUGACACCCCCCCCCUUAAAGAUAUACUUAACAUUUGCUUAACCUGAGGGGUGGGUGUGUCGGGGGUAUGGGUUAAGUUGUUUGAAAAAUGAAAAAGAAAUAUGGUAUGUAAAUGUGAUAUAUCUGGCUGUAUUACUUUGAUGGUUUGCCUAAUAAACAGCCUAUUAUAUCAACAAAAAGGAGUCU